Gossypium raimondii (Peruvian cotton) is the source of this 1172-nucleotide messenger RNA. Its product is annotated as anthranilate synthase beta subunit 2, chloroplastic. The coding region runs from base 145 to 987 and encodes 280 amino acids. The transcript is spliced from 8 exons. Lineage: Eukaryota; Viridiplantae; Streptophyta; Magnoliopsida; Malvales; Malvaceae. Gene Ontology annotation, biological process: L-tryptophan biosynthetic process. Gene Ontology annotation, cellular component: cytosol. The record is from RefSeq and is a predicted model, not a curated record.
UUAAGCAGAGAAAAAAAAACGCAGGACUUGGAAGUUUUAGAGCAGAUUCUCUUUGGAAGACUGAAACAACCGUACUCUACUCUACUCAACUCAACUCAACUCAACUCAGCGCCAUCUUUGCUCUAUUUUCUCACCACAAGAAAAAUGGCAGCUAAUAUUAUAACCCAAUCAUCUCUGCUUCAACCAAAACCCGCACUUUCUGCUAAAACCCUUCAAAUCCCAUCUCUGCAUCGCUUAUCCGGCCUCCCUCCUCCAUCAAGGGUUGGUUUUUUGCUGGAAAAGAAAACGGGGAUUGUUGGAAAAGCUGUAUUAACAUCGGCUGUAUCGGACUCAACCUCGUCAGUUUUGGAGAACAAGAAAAACAGCAAGAAUCCCAUUGUCGUCAUUGACAAUUACGACAGUUUCACUUACAAUCUUUGCCAGUAUAUUGGAGAGCUUGGAUGUUACUUCGAGGUUUUUCGAAAUGACGAAUUAACUGUAGAAGACUUAAAAAUGAAAAACCCUAGGGGAGUGCUUAUCUCUCCUGGUCCAGGAACACCCCAAGAUUCCGGAAUAUCACUGCAGACUGUUUUGGAACUCGGACCUACUGUACCUUUGUUUGGUGUUUGUAUGGGUUUGCAGUGCAUUGGUGAGGCUUUUGGAGGAAAGAUAGUGCGGUCUCCCUAUGGUGUUAUGCAUGGCAAAAGUUCUCCUGUAUAUUAUGACGAAAAGGGGGAAGACGGUUUGUUAACUGGAUUGUCAAACCCUUUCAAUGCCGGCAGAUAUCACAGCCUCGUGAUUGAAAAGGACAGUUUCCCUGAGGAAGCACUUGAGGUUACUGCUUGGACAGAAGAUGGACUGAUAAUGGCUGCUAGGCACAAAGUUUAUAAGCAUCUGCAGGGUGUUCAAUUCCAUCCAGAGAGCAUCAUAACCUCUGAAGGAAAAACAAUUGUUCGGAAUUUCAUCAAACUAAUCGAGAGGAAGGAGGUGACAGGAUCCAAGAAUUAGAGGUCUUCUUCUGCAUAUAGAAAUACUUGAGUUGUGAAUGUCGCAUAUCAGCAUGGCAACAUAACCUGGAAUCCUUUCUCUAUUUCCUUUUCUUUCAGUCAUAUAAGUGUAGAACUUGAAACUCGGUGGCUUCAUAUUCAUGUUUUGAAAAAAUUUCAGAAUGCAUCUCCUUUUCUUUGUGGAAA